AUGUCUUCAAACGAUAGAGAGUACGAAUUGGUUAUCUUUGGAGCCACAGGAUACACAGGCAAACUUACAGCGGAACACGUUGCCACACAUUUACCAACAGAUCUUCGAUGGGCUUUGGCUGGCCGUUCAUCCAGUAAAUUGGAAGCAGUUGCAGCCGAAUGCAAGGCUUUGAAUCCGGAUAGGUUACAACCAGCUAUCGAAAUCUGUAACUUAGAUGACGCAGAGCUGAGUGCAUUGGCCAAAAAGACAAAGGUCAUUUUGGCAACAGUUGGCCCUUAUUGUCUCCAUGGCGAACGUUGCUUUAAAGCUUGUGCCGAGAACGGGACACAUUAUUUCGAUGUCACUGGAGAGGUACCUUGGGUAGCGGAGAUGAUCAAGAAAUAUGAAAGCACCGCUAAAGCCAGUGGUUCAAUUCUGAUUCCUCAAUGUGGCAUCGAAUCUGCCUUGCCGGAUUUGAUUACCCGAUAUGCGGUAGAUGCUGUUCGAGAAAAGUUCUCGGCACCUACUGGUGAGGUUAUCGUAUCUUUGCACGAGAUGAGAUCAAAGCCUUCCGGAGGAACCUUGGAAACAGUCUUCACACUUUUAGAAGUGUUUAGUCUGAGGCAAAUCAGAGCGGCAAUGACUCCAUACGCUCUAUCGCCAAUACCUGGACCAAGAGUCCGCCCAUCCACAUCCCUCAUCACAAAACUUACCGGAAUCAAAGUAGUUCCCGAUUUAGGAAUUCUCACCACUUCCCUUGCAGGUUCAACCGAUUUAGCUAUCAUUCACCGAAGUUGGGGCUUAUCCAGCGGAUCAAAGUUCUAUGGUCCUAAUUUCAAAGUUGAGGAAUAUAUGAAAUCACGAAACUAUUUUACGGCUAUAGCAAUUCACUUUGGACUCAUGCUUGGUGGUCUAUUCUUGGCAAUCCCAUUUUUUAGACACACGGCCAGGAAAUAUGUAUAUCAGCCCGGAGACGGAGCGACGAAAGAGGAGACAAAGACCGAUCGAGUCGAGUUUCGGGUCAUCGCCAAACCAGAUAAUGAUCAAGCAAACCCUCCGAGAAUGUUUUGUCGAGAAUCUUACGAUGGUUCAAUCUAUGGAUUGACAGGUAUAUUGAUCGCUCAAGCCGCAAUUUCAUUACUCCGAGAUGACCACAAAUUGCCAGGUGGCAUAUAUACACCAUCUAGUUUGGGCGAAGAGUACAUCAACCGCCUUCAACAAUCUGCAAAUGUCAAAUUUGAGAAGAAGGUUUAUGAGAAUUAA
This is a messenger RNA of Sclerotinia borealis F-4128, 1242 nucleotides long. Lineage: Eukaryota; Fungi; Ascomycota; Leotiomycetes; Helotiales; Sclerotiniaceae. The record is from the annotation of a GenBank genome assembly.